This is a messenger RNA of Myodes glareolus (Bank vole), 1138 nucleotides long. RefSeq names its product M-phase phosphoprotein 6 (gene Mphosph6). Lineage: Eukaryota; Metazoa; Chordata; Mammalia; Rodentia; Cricetidae. The record is from RefSeq and is a predicted model, not a curated record. Gene Ontology annotation, biological process: maturation of 5.8S rRNA.
GCACGUUCAGUCCGACGUCACGCUCUGUGCUUGGCAAUGCGCAAGCGCGGUGGCGCGGCUAGCGUCUGGAAGUGUCGCCAACAUGGCGUCUGAACGCAAGACUAAGUUAUCCAAGAACCUGCUGCGUAUGAAGUUCAUGCAAAGGGGCCUGGACUCGGAAACCAAGAAACAGCUAGAAGAGGAGGAAAAGAAGAUGAUCAGCGAUGAGCACUGGUACCUGGAUUUGCCAGAGUUCAAGGAGAAAGAGAGUUUCAUCAUAGAAGAGCAGAGCUUCUCACUAUGUGAAGAUCUUCUCUAUGGAAGGAUGUCAUUCAGAGGAUUUAAUCCCGAAGUUGAGAAGUUAAUGCUUCAGAUGAAUUCCAGGAACAAAGCAGCAGCAGCAGAAGAUGAUGAUGAGACUGUGGAGGUCGAUGUGUCAGAUGAGGAAAUGGCCAGAAGAUAUGAGACUUUGGUGGGAACAAUUGGAAAAAAGUUUGCCAAGAAGAGGGACCGAGCCAAUUACGAAGAAGAUGAAAAUGGAAAUAUAAAACCCAUUAAAACAAAGAAGAUGUUCUUAAAGCCCCAGGAUUAAAAUGGAUGCCUCUGAUACAGCAGGUGCCUGUGAGCACAGUGUGGUUUGCAGUCACCCUGUGGUGUCUGUAGUGGUUAAUACUCCAAUGUUUACCUGUAAAGAAGUGCAUAAUUUUGGAAAUGUGCUGUUCUUGAGACAGAUGUGUACUGGAUGUUAUACAUCCUUUUAGUGGCAUUCUUCAGGGUCUUCAGAUGUAUGGGCACAUGCCACUCCCUAGGUUUUGACCUGAUUUUGAUUGUGUGUGUGUACACACAGACAGGACACAUAUGAACAGCUCUCUAGCUAUUGUCCUGGAUUGACUAUUAUAAACUAAUACCGCCAUUGUUCCAACUGCCCUUAUAUUUAUAGUUUACGUUUUGAAUCAUGUCAAGCCAAUUCAUACAUUCACUUUGGACUCAGAUAUUUGGGAUCUUUCCAGAAGUGAUUCACCAGGAACAGAUAUGCCUCUCCAGCUGAAAUGUCUGAUGCUGCCGGGUUUUCUCAUCUAUAGUGGUAUGGGUUUUGUUUAUUUAAAGCAGUCACUUGGGUCAUUUUUCUAAUAUUCUGUAAUAAACAUGUUUUCUUAUA